AUGAGGAACCCAACCCCCACGUCGGAGCUUGUGGAGGCUGUUGAGCUGGCGGAUGCGGCCCAACACCGGGAUGCUGGGGAGCGAGCGCCGCCGUUUCUCCGGAGGGUGGUCCAGGAGCGGCUCGCGCCGGAGGGCACCCCGCGACCAAUCAUCGAGGUGCCCUUCGAGCGCAUCGGGAUGGACCUUGUGGGGCCGUUGCCUAAGUCUGCCCGGGGACAUGAACACAUCCUGGUGAUCGUCAACUAUGCCACCCGGUACCCUGAGGCAGUGCCCCUCCGAAAAGUCACCGCCAAAGCCAUUGCCCAGGAACUUUUCCUGCUCUCCAGCCGAGUCGGCAUCCCAGCGGAGAUCCUGACCAAUCAGGGGACCCCCUUCAUGUCCCGGCUAAUGGCUGACUUCUGCCGGCUGCUGCGGGUGAAGCAGUUGAGGACCACCGUCUACCAUCCUCAGACCGACGGACUGAUUGAACGCUUCAACCAAACCCUCAAGCAGAUGCUGAGACGGGUGGUCACAGAGGACAAGCGCGACUGGGACCUGAUGCUCCCCUACGUCCUCUUUGGGAUCCGUGAAGUUCCGCAAGCCUUAAUUGGCUUCACCCCCUUCAAGCUCCUCUUUGCUGCCCAGAAGACGGAGCUGCAGCACCUGGUCAGUCAGUUCUCUGAUGUGUUCUUCUCUCUUCCCGGGCGGACCAACGUCCUGCAGCACAACAUCUGGACGCCGCCAGGGGUCGUCGUCAGCCCAUGGGCCAGCUCCACCGUGAUGGUCCCGAAACCGGACGGCACCCUCCGUUUCUGCAACGACUUCCGUCGCCUCAAUGAGGUAUCCGAGUUUGACGGAUACCCCAUGCCUCGGUACCUGGGUUUCCAGGUGGGACGGGGUCUCAUUCGGCCGCAGGAGAAGAAGGUGGAGGUGGUACGCUCCGCUCCGAGACCCGAGACUAAGACCCAUGUACGAGCCUUUUUAGGGUUGGCGGGGUAUUAUCGCUGCUUCAUCCCCAACUUCUCCUCUUUAGCCACCUCCCUGACAGACUUGACCAGGAAGGGGCAGCCGGAGAAGGUACAGUGGACACCAGCAGCGGAGGAGGCCUUCCAGAGGGUGAAGGGGGCCCUCAUCUCGGAGCCCAUCCUCCGAGCCCCGGACUUUAGCUGCCCCUUCCUGUUGGAGAUGGAUGCCUCCAACACAGGACUGGGAGCCGUCCUGUCACAGAUCCGGGAGGGUGAGGAGCAUCCGGUCAUCUACAUCAGCAGGAAGCUGAUCCCGGCCGAGAGGAACUACGCCGCGGUGGAGAAGGAGGCCCUAGCCGUCAAGUGGGCACUCCUGGAGCUGCGGUACUACCUCCUGGGCCGGAAGUUCCCCCUGGUCACGAACCACGCACCCCUUCAGGUUCUCUCAGAUGAGGAACGUACAGCAUCACUGGUUUUCAUCUCCCCUCAAUCCCUCAACAACUACUAG
Sinocyclocheilus grahami is the source of this 1452-nucleotide messenger RNA. RefSeq lists its product as uncharacterized. The record is from RefSeq and is a predicted model, not a curated record. NCBI's taxonomy places the organism in Eukaryota, Metazoa, Chordata, Actinopteri, Cypriniformes, Cyprinidae. The transcript is spliced from 6 exons. Gene Ontology annotation, biological process: DNA integration. Bases 1 to 1452 code for a protein of 483 amino acids. Gene Ontology annotation, molecular function: nucleic acid binding.